AAAAUCCUACUUCAAGUGGUCCUGAAUUUGUUAACCAAGAAUAAUGGGGGGAACGGGCUAUCGAUUCCCAAUCCCUGUCCGUCCUGUUCGUGUAAAAACUGUCAACAACUGAGUGCCGAGACAGCGGCGGGGGUGGCUACCGGUGCCAAGUUGGCCGACCCUAUUGGACAGUUAGCUAACGCUAUCGUAGGUGUGGAGCAGUGGAAGUUGGAUCUGUUGAAGCAAAAGAUCAACGCCGACGCCAGACUUAUUAAUAGUAAAAUCAAUUUCGACUUAAAUCUCAUUAAAUCUAAUCUCAAUUUGAAGCAAUCCAUCAUCAAUUCAAUCGCCAAUUCAGUGAAUGGAGUGAACAAACAAAAUGAUCAAGAACAAAUCAACAAGAAUCACGAUUUAGAUAAACAACCCAUAAGUGGUCAACAACACCUCCAAUAUACCGGUGCCACCGGUGAUGAUACCCGGCCUAAGAUCACGGACUCGGAGGCAUUGAUUUGGAGCCACAAGAAUGCGAACUCGGAGUACAUUAAUGCCAACAAUUGUCUGCAAAUAAUCAUAGAUUUGUGUACCUGUGCUGCGAAGGACAUGGAUCUGACAAAAGUGAUCCGAUCCCAGAUCGACAUCAUAUCUAACCAGUUGUCCCACAAAUCAUAUCAAUCGCUAAUUCAUAGCUCAAAUGAAUCCAAUUCAUCAAUCGGUUCAUCCAGUGAUGAAGAAGUGGCUAAAUGUCGAGACAAUGAGAUUGAAAACCUGCGAAACACUCAGAAUCUAUUGCGAAAGAAGUAUAAGUUGUUGUGUCUAUUGAGGUCAGAGUUGGCGAACUCCCGGUGCCAGUGUCUGUCCAAAUCGCCAUCAAAUGGCAACGUAUUAGCACACCUGCGAAAGUCUGAGCUGAACUCGAGGAUGUGGUUCAGACAAAUCAGACUCAUUGAGACUAAGAUGGAGUGCAAACGCCUGUCCCUACCUUUCGAUGUGAUUAAAGUGAUGCGACAACUGUUCAAAACUAAUGACAAUAAUUUCAACGCAAACCCAAUGCCUAUCACUAGUUUAGACUACAAUAAUAAUAACAGCAAUAAUAAUCAUCAUAUUAUCGAUAAAAGCCAUAAUAAUUGCGUGAAAAAUGAAAAAUUUAGCCCAAAUGAGGAGUCAGGCGCUGAUGGGUUAGGGGCUAAUGGUUAUGAUGACAGCGCUGGCUAUCAUACUAAUGAAUAUGAAAACGAGAAUUCAUUGUCAAAAUCGACAAAAAAUAUGCAAAUAUUACGAUUUGAUUCAUUGCUAUCUGUGAGUGAGACGGAGGAGCCGGCGCUCAUACUACAGCCCAUCAACGGUAAUGACAUGAACGUCGAUAUGACACCAAAUAUGGUGGAAAUGGAUUGCGAGGGCCGCACCUUUCAGGAACUACAUCCUAUUAAUAGCCAUGAGGUUGCACUCAAUUAUACGGCACACGAUAUAUCCAUAAUGAGAUCAAGUGCCACGGUGGUGGCCAGUGGUGUCGAGCACCAGGAGUUUGAUUAUAGAGAUAGUAGUGCUGAAGGUACAGAUACUACCGGUGCUGCACAUUAUAGCAACGAUUUACUGCCACAGAUGACUGCCAUAGAAAUCGACCAGAUUUUGAAUAACUAAUGAAAUGAAACUUCAGUUUCAAGUCUAUAGUCCAUAUUUGGGUCUAAAUUAUUGCCACAAAUGUU
Molecule: messenger RNA, 1682 nt
Organism: Oppiella nova
Lineage: Eukaryota; Metazoa; Arthropoda; Arachnida; Sarcoptiformes; Oppiidae
Source: the annotation of a GenBank genome assembly